This is a messenger RNA of Hordeum vulgare subsp. vulgare (domesticated barley), 3435 nucleotides long. RefSeq lists its product as uncharacterized. The coding region runs from base 1472 to 3217 and encodes 581 amino acids. The record is from RefSeq and is a predicted model, not a curated record. The transcript is spliced from 3 exons. Lineage: Eukaryota; Viridiplantae; Streptophyta; Magnoliopsida; Poales; Poaceae.
CUCGCUCGUGAGUCGCGACCCCGGCCCCUCGUCCCCGUCCUGUCGUGGUCCUGUCCCAAGUCCAAGCCGCAACGUUCGGCGAGCGCCACGAUCUGGUCUGGUGGUGGAGAACGAGGAGCGCACCGCGAGCCGCCCCGACCGGAGCGCGGAAUAAAUCCCAUUCCCAGCACAACCAAACCUCCACAUCUCCAUGGAACUUAUUACUACAACCCCAAGGAAUUUCGUGUGCUCCAGAACCGCUCGCUCCUGACCUGAUCUCGGGGCCUGCGAUCCGGUCUGCUUCGUCGUGCUCGUGGUAGCAGCAUGGCGUCAUGGCAGCAUCCCCGUCGUCGUCCACCACCAGUUUACUCAGUCCUCGUCUCCGCAGCGGGUUCACAUGUGAACCCGCCGCCUCACUCUGACUGCGCGUAGCUGUAGCAGCAGCCGUAAAUCUCCUUCGCCACCGCGACCCGGCAAAAGUCCUCCUGCCGUUGCCGCUGCCUCUGCUCCGGCCGUUUCGGCUUUUCCUCCCCCGCCGCAGCCGCAGCCGCAGAAAGCCCGCAAGAAAGCUCUCGAGCUCGCAAUCAAACCUUCCUUUUCGCCCAGCCUUCCUUCCACACUCCUCUCUCCGCAGGCAGCGGUAAUAACUCCCUUCCUCGCCGUCCUUCCUUAAAACCGGAGGGGAGUUACGUUACGCCGCCGCCGCCAUUAAGCCCCUGCUCCGGCAACCGUUUCAAACCCUCUCGCCUCCGGUCACAAUCCUUACCCCCCCUCCGCCACCAAUCGUCAAGCACCCAAGAAGAAAGUUGACAGGGAAGGACUGGAGGAGUAAGAGGCGACAGCCCGCUCCCUGACGCCUCCUCCUCUGCCCACAUCCGUUCGGGAAACCUUUACCUUACCAGCGAUCGCUCUUGCUCUUGCUCAUUCAGGUCCCGUCCCCAUCCAUCCAUCCACCGUCGUCGUGGUCUUCCAUCUCGAUUUCUCUUUCGUGGUCCGGUGAAAAGCUGCUUCCGCUUGUCCCUUCCUCCACAGGGUAGCAAGCAAGCGGAGCUGCUUGCGCCUUGUCCUCGAUUCUUUCUCUAAUUCUUGGUCCCUCUCAUCUGAUGCUGGAUGGCUCCGGAUUAGGCCCCGGGUCCUCCCUCCUCACCUAAUCUUGUUUCUACUCACGGUUGGUAGUGCUACUGCCCGCUUGCCUUGCCGGUCCAAGCAAUCAAUCGAUCUACCCUCCCUCCCUAGUCUCUACCUACAUAGCCAGCCUCCACGCACCACUCGGACCUCUCCAGAGUCGCCUCCAAGACUUCACACCAGCCCAUCGACAUCACCGCUCCUUCCCUAGAGCCUUCUUCCUCCUCCGUCUGCUGGUUGCUGGGAGGUUAGGGGGCAGUGCUUGCUUCAGGGGAGGGAGGCUUCGGAUGCUGCGCGGUGAUCGUUCCCUGAGGUAAUCAAGGCCAGAUUUUCCAGCAUUCACUAGAUUUUUGCUUCUUCGGUGAGGAUGGAGCUCCUCUAUUUGGAAAGGAGAAAUGGAUUACGCGGCGACAGCGCCGCUCCUGAGUUCAGUGGAAGAUCAGAAGAGGAACAUCAUCAACACCUGCCAGCUGUUGCACCUGAGGUUGAGCCUGAUCUGGUGCUGGUAAACUACAGGCAGGCAUUUCCAUUAGAUGAGAGGAAGAGCAGGAGCUGCCAGUCAUGCCACAGGUCACCGUGCUCUUGCGGUGGCGACGCGCCUGGCCCGGACUCGUGCCCGACGCUUCCUGCCAAGAUGAUGAUCUUGGAGUUCCUGAUAAGAAGCCUGAGGCACCCAACAAGAACCCACAACGUGAGUGAUCUCGAUGACCUGAUCAGCGGCGGAGCCAGCGCCGGGGAUGUCACCCUGGCUCCUUCGGACAAGAUGAUGCUGGACUCCUUACACGCACUGGUGAACGCCAAGACAAGGCCGUCUACGAGCCCCUCGUUCUUCCUCCCGGGGGCCAAGAUGAGGAAAACCCGGUCAAGAUCCCACACCAUAACACAGUCAGAGAUACUGAAGCUGAUAUCCCCGGAGACAUGGGAGAUGUCCUCCCCCGGGGCAUCGUCGCCGUCGAAGAGAAGCACGGCGGAGCUUGCCGCCGCGGCGCCUUCUUGCUCAGGCACGGCAUGUCUGAGGUCAAGUCAGCCUUGUCUGUCCUCACACCCAGCACCAUCAUCAUCUCUUAGUGCGGGCCUUCUGCAGUGUGUUUGGAAAGAUGGGCUCCCUCACUUCGAACUGUCACUGGACAACCCUAUGGCGAUGUACACCGCAAGCCCUGUCAGGCCAGCCGCCGCCGUCGAUUACGUCUACAUGUUCCAUUCCGACGAGCAAGGGAAGAAGGACUGGAUGGGGAACUACUCGAGCGGCGUGUCGAAGCUCGUCGGCAAGAUGAAGGUGUCAAGCUCCCUGGUCCUGGGCUCAGGCGGGACAGGCUGUGUGGAGACUGAGUUCGUCAUGUAUGGCUCCCCUGAUGACUACCUGAGGCAGAUGCAGAGCACCUUCAGCGUUGCAAAGGGCAAGGGGCUGGUGAAGAGGGUGGCAGAGAUCAUGAGGUCGCCCAAUGCUUAUUCCUCUAGCCCGAAGCACGCUGCAUGGGGGAGGCUUGGCAGACCUUCUUCCCCGCUGCCGUUCGACGACGACGUGCGCGAGACGCUCGACGGCGAACUGGGCGGUGCUGGAAAGGCGACAGGGUUGGCGAGCCUCGCCGCCGACGAUCUGCCGACCAACCAGGAGGUGGCGGCGAUCGUGGUGAGGGAACGGCGGGAGGAGCCUGCCGUCGUCGGCGGCUGGGGGCUCAAGUUCCUUGAGAAGGCCGGAGGAGCCGCUCAUGCAGAGAGCAGGAGUAAGAAUGCAAGGUGGUGCAUAAGCGCCAUUGUGCCAAGAGGAUACCACGGCGGCGUGGCUGCCGAGAAGGGCGGCCCGUCGGGGCUCGUCGAGCGAUGGCGGUCCGGCGGCCGCUGCGAGUGCGGCGGGUGGGACCUCGGCUGCCCUAUCAGAGUGCUGAGCAACGACGGCGGCGGGUCGUCGUCGCCGUCGCCGCGGGACGGCGGCAAAUCGGUGGAGCUGGCACUGACAGGCGGCGGCGACGAGCCGGCGGUGAGGCUUGUGAGCGUCGCGGAGGGCCUCUACAUCCUCUACUUCGACGCCGGCGUGGUCUCCCCGCUGCAGUGCUUCGCCGCCGGCGUAGCGGUGGUCCACAGCCAGGCGCCGCAGCUUCACCCAAAACUGUGAACCGUCUGUAAUUGAGCGGUGAACAAAUUGACCCUCUUGUAAGAUUGUUUUUACUCUUUUCACUGACAGAGAUGGCAGGCAAAAGUGUGCUAGAGCUCGAGCUGUUAAUUCAUCAGCUUUUCUGGAUGAAUGCUGAAAACUGUAGUAGGAAUCACAGCUCAUGUAAAAAAUGCUGCUGUAUAAAGUGCACAAAGGUAUUUACAGAUUGUUUAACUUCA